AUGACACUGUGCCGCGAUUUGGAUCGUUCACUGAAUGAUCUUCUAAUUGAUUCGGUGUCUGUACCGUUUGACUUCCCGAAUUUGUGGAAAGAAGUUACACAGAAGUGUGGUAGCAUCUUAAAGUGGGAAUCAGUGUUUAUCGGUGAAAAUGGACCGCAGGAAAUGUGCAACACUGUGAUGGACGCGUACGUUCUCGUGUACCACCUCAUUUCCCACCCGUGCAGCAACACCCCUCUUGUCAAGGUCAAUGGCAAGGAGAUCUGGGAAGGGCAACAAAUAAUGGCCGUGUAUUCCCUUCAAGGCGCCAUUUUUGAGCAGCAUUUGCUCAAUAACGUAAUUACAGCAUUUGGCCAGGAAGACGACAUCCCGACGAUCCAGACCUACGUCCGUCUUUGGCGCUCUUUUCUCGUUGCGGUGGUCAACAUUAAAACCGUGUUUUCUUCUUUGGCCGACAAGUGGUCGCUUCUAGGGCUAGAGGAAAAUCCUUUGGACCGAACGGAAGACAUUGCGUUGCGGAAGUGGUCCACAAUCGUUCUUACUCCUCACGUAGUCUCGCAAUUGCGCAGAGAGUUGCGCGCGCUACUGGCCGGGGAACGAGCUGGGGGAUGCGCACCCGAUUUGUCGUUCGCGGUGGAAAUCAAAGAUGAGCUUUCCAUGCUCCCCGACUCCAAUUACUACCGCAGUAUUGUUGAGGUGGACUACAUUCGUGAUAUGUGUGAGCAUUCCUGGUCGAAAGCGCGCAGCAUUGCGGAGAGCGAUUUAUUCGAAUACGCCAAGGUGUGUCUCGACUUGAUCGAGGAAGAACUCAUUAGGGCCGGAAAAUUUCUCACCAACAAAGACCAUGCCGUCGACCGGCUCGUGGAAACGUUGGUCGACGACCACAUUAAUUUAUUUCAAGUGGCAAAGGUUUCGGAAUGGCAUGACGCUGCGGGACAGCCGGAGGCAGACUUGAAGUUGCAAACUUUGUUCCGCUUGCUGUGGUGGAGCAAGGGAAAAGGCGCGCCGCUGAUGGAGGGUAUUUUCAAGGACAGCGUAGCCCGCUGUACGGCGGCGCAGCUCAGUAAAGCUGUUCAGACUGCUGCCGAGGUUGCGGAUACCUAUGCACACAUCAUCGAAAGCUUUGCCUUGAUUGUCAAGAAGUACCGAAACGUCGUGAGGUCUGUCUUUGGCAACAACGGCUGCAUGCUGGAGGCGAUGGACGAGGGACUGCACAGCGGCUUUGUCAACAUGCACUCUGUUAACUUCAAGAAACUCGCCGACCGCUUGGCAGCUCUUUCGAAUUCUAUUCUCGGCAAGUCAGGCGCGACAAAGCUGCAGAUGGAGGAUAUUAUUAGUGUCUACUACUUUCUGCCAGAUGCGGAGAUCGCUGCGAAAGACACGUUUCUUGUUUCUUACCAGGCACACCUUGCAAAGCGACUGCUGUUACACCAUUACGACGACAAGCGAGAGCAGCGCGCGAUGGAGCAGCUCGUUCAGGUCAAACAGAGUCCCAUUCUCUUCUGCUGCCGCAGCAUGCUGAAGACAACACGGAACCACAGCAUUUACAUUGGUGCUUCCACGACGAACCACGUCCUCGUGAAUCCAGCGCUGCUUUCCAGAGGGACGUGGCCCAGUGUCCCCCACUCCGUUGCAACGUCUGGAAUCCCACCAGCCUGUUCUCACGAGAUCGAGAUCGCAAAGGAGCGAUGCAUGAAGAUGCGUCACGGCCAGAAGAUCGAUUUCUCUGCACCGUAUUCCUGCGGUGUAGUGCGGAUGCAACUUCCCCCAGGCACCGGGUCAAAUAGGACGACUGUUCAGCUGAAACUGUCAUUUGUGCAGAUCUGCAUCGUUGACCGGCUCAACAUCAAGACAGAGUGGGGCUUCCGCGAGUUGUGCGACGCUCUCAAAGUAAACGAGGGAGACUGUUUGUCGGCGCUGACGCCACUCGUGAAAGCCACGGUGGUCCAGCUGGAUGGCGCACCUGGGCCCGCAUGCAAGGUGUCUCUAGGGCGAUGCAACGGCCUUGUGGGCGACGUGGUGGACUUGAUGCCGCUCGAGUUCCACGCGUUUGCGCAGAGUGCCGCCGUAAAGUUGCGCGAGCAGCGGGCGCCGCCGAACGCCGCCAGAGCAAACCCGCAGAGACUGGAGAGUCAGGUGGUGCAUUUGCUGAAGCAGAACGGUGCCCUGGCGGCCGAAGAGCUGCUGACGUUACUUACCGCGGCGAUGGUGCCACUCACGGUGCCACGAGGUGAGUUGAAGCGCGUGCUGGAGAAGCUCAUUGAGCGUGGGCUUGUUGUCCGCGAUGGAACCCAUCGUAAAUUCUCCUAUUCUCCCUAA
This is a messenger RNA of Leptomonas pyrrhocoris, 2316 nucleotides long. RefSeq names its product putative Cullin 2. Lineage: Eukaryota; Euglenozoa; Kinetoplastea; Trypanosomatida; Trypanosomatidae. Bases 1 to 2316 code for a protein of 771 amino acids. The transcript has a single exon. Gene Ontology annotation, biological process: ubiquitin-dependent protein catabolic process; protein ubiquitination. Gene Ontology annotation, molecular function: ubiquitin protein ligase binding. Gene Ontology annotation, cellular component: cullin-RING ubiquitin ligase complex. The record is from RefSeq and is a predicted model, not a curated record.